UCUCUACCAGUUGAGACCCUGGGUGACGCGGACGGCUGCUGUCCUCAGUGUUGGUCGUCUGGCGCGGCGGUUUUCGUUGAUAAGAUACGAAGAGCUGCGUUACUGGUACGACUGCCUGUGCUACGAGGAGGACUUGAGGUUGUUUCACCAGUACGUAGCCACCACACAGGACCCAGAAGAAGGACCCUCGGAGCCCGCCAUGCCUCCCCCUUUCCGCCAGCGGCCCAUGCGCAUCUUCGUGAACGACGACCGCCACGUCAUGGCGAAGCACUCGGCCGUCUACCCCACGCAAGAGGAGCUGGAGGGCGUGCAGAACAUGGUGUCCCACACGGAGCGCGCCCUCAAGGCCGUGUCCGACUGGCUGGACGAGCAGGAGAAGGUCGUUGUCGUCGUCAAGCAGGAGCCGGAUGCUCCCGCGGAGGGGGCGGCGGAGGAAGAGAAGGAGAGUGAACAGAAGCCUACAGAACAGGCGACCAGGACAUUACGAGGUGUGAUGAGGGUGGGCCUUGUGGCGAAGGGCCUCUUGCUGAAGGGAGAUUUGGAUCUGGAGCUGGUCUUGCUCUGUAAGGACAAACCCACCAUCACUCUGCUCAAGAAGGUGGCUGAGAACCUGGCAGUGCAGUUUGCAAGCAUCACAGAAGAGAAGUACGAGAUCAUCCAGAGCAUCCGCGAAGCUGCCAUCGUGAUCAAGAGCACGAAGGAGCCCGUGCUGACCCUUACCAUCCACCUGACGUCCCCUGUGGUGCGGGAGGAGGCGGAGAAGCAGGCCGCCGGAGAAACGCUAUCAGUCAACGAUCCCCCGGAUGUUCUGGACAGGCAGAAAUGCCUUACUGCCUUGGCGUCUCUCCGCCACGCCAAGUGGUUCCAGGCCAGGGCCAAUGGGCUGAAGUCCUGCGUCAUAGUGAUCCGAAUACUGAGGGACCUGUGUUCGCGGGUCCCCACAUGGGCGCCGCUUAGAGGAUGGCCACUGGAGCUGCUGUGCGAAAAAGCGAUAGGAACUGGAAACAGGCCCAUGGGAGCCGGAGAGGCGCUUCGCAGAGUCCUCGAGUGCCUUGCCUCUGGGAUCCUAAUGCCAGAUGGUCCUGGGAUCUCUGACCCCUGUGAGAAGGAGACCACCGAUGCCAUCAGCCACCUGGACCGUCAACAGCGGGAGGACAUCACGCAGAGCGCUCAGCACGCCUUAAGACUGGCUGCUUUUGGUCAGCUUCACAAAGUGCUAGGAAUGGACCCCUUACCUUCCAAGAUGCCAAGGAAACCAAAAACUGACGCGCCGAUUGAUUAUACAGUUCAGAUUCCUCCGAGUACCACCUAUGCUCCUCCAGCAAAGCGGCCAAUCGAGGAAGAGGAAGGAGGGGAUGACAAAAACCCAAAUAAGAAGAAGAAGAAGCUGCAGAAGAAAUCACCGGAUGAGAAGGCCGAGCCUCCCCAGGCUAUGAACGCGCUCAUGAGGUUGAACCAGCUGAAACCAGGACUGCAGUACAAGCUCAUCUCUCAGACCGGCCCGGUACACGUACCCGUCUUCACGAUGGCUGUGGAGGUUGAUGGGAAGACGUUUGAAGCUUCUGGUCCUUCGAAAAGGACAGCCAAGCUUCAUGUAGCAGUAAAGGUCCUGCAGGAUAUGGGCUUGCCUACCGGAGUGGAGGUAAAGACCACCGCUGAUUCCACAAAAGGGGAAGAAGUGCCCAAUGAUGUGGAGAUGAAGCCUCCUGCUGCUCCUGCUGUAGCUACAGAUUCCAGCACCCCUGCGGCGCCAAAUUCUGAGACUGCGGACAGCACAGAGAAUUCCAGACAGCAGGGUCCGAUAUUGACGAAGCACGGCAAGAACCCGGUCAUGGAGCUGAACGAGAAACGGCGCGGCCUGAAGUACGAGCUGAUUUCCGAGACGGGCGGGAGCCACGACAAGCGCUUCGUUAUGGAAGUUGAGAUCGAUGGCCUGAAGUUCCAGGGCACGGGGUCCAAUAAGAAGGUAGCAAAGGCUUAUGCUGCGUUAGCUGCACUUGAGCGCCUUUUCCCCGAGGGUUCAACAACAGAGUCUGCUAAAAAGAAGAAGCCGCCUCCAAUGCACAGUCCAGUCUUUGGCAUGAUGGGAGGCGCACCAGCGGACCCUGCAGUCAACCCCAGGGGGCGUGGCCGAGGGGGGCGUGGUCGAGGGCGGGGCAGAGGGUUCAACAAUGCAGGAGGCUACAAUCAAGGAGGCUAUGGAACCUAUGGGUAUGGAUCAAAUGCAAACUCUGGAUACAAUAAUUACUACAACAACAACGGUGGAGGCAGCGGCGCCGGUGGUCCGGGAGCAGGGGGAGCGGGGAUGGGCUCCGGCACCAACGCCGGGGCAGGAGGGGGUGGAGGAGGCGGCGGCGGCGGCGGCGGCGGCAACUACGGUUCUUACUACCAGAACGACGGCAUCUUUCCCAGCCAGCCGCAGAACCCCAAACCCCCCGGCAAAAAGCCACCACACCACCCGGGCGGUGGCGGCGGCGGCGGCCCAGGCAAGCAGCCUUUCGGCGGGGGAGGAGGAGGGCCUGGCGCUGGGGCAGGAGGCUACCAGCCUCCCCCGCAAGGCCAGGUCUCCUAUAACCAGUACAACCAGGGCUACAACCAGGGAGGCCCAGGCAAGAAGAGCUACAGCCAUAACCAGAGUGGCGGGGGGGGCGCGGGGUAUUCCAACUACAGCACCGCCUACCCCAGUCAGGUGACAGGGGGCGGCGGCAGCCAGGAUUACAGCUACGAAGGUUAUGGUAGUAACAACUCCUACGGGUCUGGAAGUGGCACAUACGCCCCAAGUUCACAGGGGGGCUAUGGGGGUGGAACAGGAGCUCCGGGCGCUAGCAACUACCAGGGUUACAACAGCCAGUCAAACUACAGCACGCAAGGAGGCGGUGGCCAGAGUUAUGGGGGCAACCAGACUUCCUACCAGAACCAAGGAGGCUACGGGCGAGGGGAUCACACCAUGAGCUAUCAGUACAGAUAGACUGAACCCCGUUCCCUUUCCGUGUACCCUGCCUUUUCCAAAGGAGCAACGUCUCGCGCAUUUUUUUUUAUGCUUCAUUGUCCCUGCAUCGGGUUUUUUUUACACAACGGCUAAGCGGAAAACUGGACUCCUGGCAUCAUCCUCUUGAAAUUCAAGUUGGCUUUUUAUUUUUGGUUCAGAGUAUUUGAAGCUGUGUGAAGUUGUAUGUAGCCACAUUUUAUAUUAUUGGAUCUUAGGAUAUUUUUUUUGUUCUUUUAAAUAAAGACCAAAACAAAAUAACCCUGCCAGUUUCGUACCACAUCUCAGAAGUACUUGAGUUUAUGUUCUGUGAUGGGGAUCCUGGUUUUGUUUUUUCACAGUUUACUUUGACAUAACUUUAACGGCCAUCUGACACAGACAUGAUGUUGCAGUCAGUCAGAUCCUUUCACUGAUGUUUUUGGAGUCCACAUCAUCUGCUGAACAGACUUGAUUGUGACAAGAGGAGACCUACACAGGUUCUGAAGAACCAACUGCAUUGGACUGUACAAUAUCUACACCUUCUCAAACAGUUUGUAAAAAGAAAAACAAUGAUUUUUUUGUUCCUUGUACUUAAGCUUUUUUAUGUGUAAAAUGUGUUUUAGUUUUAACCAUAGUUUUUUUUUCUUUUUGUAUCUUUAAUUUCAAACAUUUCAACCAGUCUUUACUGGUGAAUGUAGAUGACUGGAAUAAAAAAAAUAAACCUCAAUGACAGUCUUGUUAGGUUUCAAAGAAACAAAGUUGACACUUGGACUGUCAUGCGGCACUUAACUUCAA
Messenger RNA from Lepisosteus oculatus (spotted gar), 3760 nucleotides. It is a transcript of the gene ilf3b, whose product is annotated as interleukin enhancer binding factor 3b. NCBI's taxonomy places the organism in Eukaryota, Metazoa, Chordata, Actinopteri, Semionotiformes, Lepisosteidae. The record is from RefSeq and is a predicted model, not a curated record. Gene Ontology annotation, cellular component: precatalytic spliceosome. Gene Ontology annotation, molecular function: double-stranded RNA binding; single-stranded RNA binding.